AUGCAGUUUAAAACUCUUUGUGUACCCAUGGUGUGUAUGGGGGGGAGGACAAGGCUCGGCGAAUUCCAUGAAGGAAUGUCUUGGGUCCACUUGCACCGUACGAUCUGGGCGGCCGCGUGGACUGGCCAGGGGGGUGAAAGAGCUGCUGAAUCGACUUCUAUAUACGGAUUGACAGAUGGAUUCUGGGCUGGCCAGAAUCCGAUUGGGGUUCCCGCUGCUUACAGCUUUCCUGGGCAUCGCCGAGAACUCGUAGACUACCAGCGUGACCCCACCAUUAUGUCAUCCACGAUGCUCUCUCUCUCAUUGCACCGCCUCCCCAAUCAAUUCAAAGUCUUGGGCGUCCUCGGAACCAGCACUGAGGUUCUGAGCCAGAGAGACCCUUUAUUGUGUGUUUCGCGGUCCCACCUCCGUCUCUACUUACACCACGCGUCUAAAUCAUUCCCGUCUCCGCCUUUGCUUUCGGCCCCAAUCCCCGUCUCCGCCUUUGCUUUCGGCCCCAAUCCCCGUCUCCGCCUUCAUCUGCUGCUGCUUCUUGGACACUUCCAAACCCCACCUAACCACUACGUAUUGAGGCAUUAUCCCCCGUCCACCUACAUCAACCAUCCAGCUUCCUUCGCUCCAUUCAGCCAUCAGAUCGUGCACCCCUUCUUGGAAAGUCAUCAGUCAUCCAGCAGCUCUCCAUUCGGGGAAAAGUAA
Messenger RNA from Morchella importuna, 696 nucleotides. RefSeq lists its product as uncharacterized. Lineage: Eukaryota; Fungi; Ascomycota; Pezizomycetes; Pezizales; Morchellaceae. Bases 1 to 696 code for a protein of 231 amino acids. The transcript has 7 exons. The record is from RefSeq and is a predicted model, not a curated record.